Messenger RNA from Nannospalax galili (Upper Galilee mountains blind mole rat), 7983 nucleotides. RefSeq names its product xenotropic and polytropic retrovirus receptor 1 (gene Xpr1). The record is from RefSeq and is a predicted model, not a curated record. Gene Ontology annotation, molecular function: inositol hexakisphosphate binding. Gene Ontology annotation, cellular component: cytoplasm; plasma membrane; Golgi apparatus. Bases 208 to 2298 code for a protein of 696 amino acids. The transcript is spliced from 15 exons. Lineage: Eukaryota; Metazoa; Chordata; Mammalia; Rodentia; Spalacidae. Gene Ontology annotation, biological process: phosphate ion transport; cellular response to phosphate starvation.
GUCUAGAGGGCGGGGUGGGGCGGGGCCAAGGAGAGGAGGAGGAAGAUGGCGGGAGGGCGGCUCUGAGGAGACCUCGGCGGCGGCGGAGGAGGAGAGAAGCGCAGCGCCGCGCCGCGCCGGGGCCCAUGUGGGGAGGAGUCGGAGUCGCUGUUGCCGCCGCCGCCUGUCGCUGCCGGAGCCGGGUGGGAGUGAGGGGGUCGCGGCAGGAUGAAGUUCGCCGAGCACCUCUCCGCGCACAUCACUCCCGAGUGGAGGAAGCAGUACAUCCAGUAUGAGGCUUUCAAGGAUAUGCUGUAUUCAGCUCAGGACCAGGCACCUUCUGUUGAAGUUACAGAUGAAGAUACAGUUAAGAGGUAUUUUGCCAAGUUUGAAGAAAAAUUUUUCCAAACCUGUGAAAAGGAACUUGCCAAAAUCAACACAUUUUAUUCAGAGAAGCUGGCCGAGGCUCAGCGCAGGUUUGCUACACUUCAGAAUGAACUUCAGUCAUCACUGGAUGCACAGAAAGAAAGCAGUGGUGUUACUACACUGCGACAACGCAGAAAGCCAGUCUUCCACCUGUCCCAUGAAGAGCGUGUUCAACAUAGGAAUAUUAAAGACCUUAAAUUGGCCUUCAGCGAGUUCUACCUCAGUCUUAUUCUGCUGCAGAACUAUCAGAAUCUGAAUUUUACAGGGUUUCGAAAAAUCCUUAAAAAGCAUGACAAGAUCCUGGAAACAUCUCGUGGAGCAGAUUGGCGAGUGGCUCAUGUAGAAGUGGCCCCAUUUUAUACAUGCAAGAAAAUCAACCAACUCAUCUCUGAAACUGAGGCUGUAGUAACUAAUGAACUUGAAGAUGGUGACAGACAAAAGGCUAUGAAGCGAUUACGUGUACCCCCUUUGGGAGCUGCUCAGCCUGCACCAGCAUGGACUACUUUUAGAGUUGGCCUAUUCUGUGGAAUAUUCAUUGUACUGAAUGUUACCCUUGUGUUUGCAGCUAUAUUUAAAAUUGAAACAGAUAGAAGCAUAUGGCCCUUGAUAAGAAUCUAUCGGGGUGGCUUUCUUCUGAUUGAGUUUCUUUUUCUACUGGGCAUCAACACGUAUGGUUGGAGACAAGCUGGAGUGAAUCAUGUGCUCAUCUUUGAACUUAAUCCAAGAAACAAUUUGUCUCAUCAACAUCUCUUUGAGAUUGCUGGAUUCCUGGGGAUAUUAUGGUGCCUGAGCCUCCUAGCAUGCUUCUUUGCUCCAAUUAGUGUCAUCCCUAUAUAUGUAUAUCCAGUUGCCCUUUAUGGAUUUAUGGUCUUCUUUCUUAUCAACCCCACCAAAACUUUCUAUUAUAAAUCCAGAUUUUGGCUGCUUAAACUUCUGUUUCGAGUAUUUACAGCUCCCUUCCAUAAGGUGGGCUUUGCCGAUUUCUGGCUGGCGGAUCAGCUGAACAGCCUGUCAGUGAUACUAAUGGACCUGGAAUAUAUGAUCUGCUUCUACAGUUUUGAGCUCAAAUGGGAAGAAAAUAGGGGCCUGUUGCCAAAUAAUUUAGGAGAACCAGAAAUUUGCCACAAAUAUACAUACGGUGUGCGAGCCAUUGUUCAGUGCAUUCCUGCUUGGCUUCGCUUCAUCCAGUGCCUGCGCCGGUACCGAGACACAAGAAGGGCCUUUCCUCAUUUAGUAAAUGCUGGCAAAUACUCCACAACUUUCUUCACGGUGACCUUUGCAGCCCUUUACAGCACUCACAGAGAACGAAAACAUUCAGACACUGCGGUGUUCUUUUACCUGUGGAUCGUCUUUUGUAUCAUUAGUUCCUGCUAUACCCUCAUCUGGGAUCUGAAGAUGGACUGGGGUCUCUUUGAUAAGAAUGCAGGAGAAAACACUUUUCUCCGGGAAGAAAUUGUAUACCCUCAAAAAGCCUACUACUACUGUGCCAUCGUAGAAGAUGUUAUUCUGCGCUUUGCUUGGACUGUCCAGAUCUCAAUUACCUCCACAACUGGGCUGCCUCAUGUUGGGGAUAUCAUUGCCACUGUCUUUGCCCCUCUUGAGGUUUUCCGGCGAUUUGUGUGGAACUUCUUCCGCCUGGAGAACGAACAUCUGAAUAACUGUGGUGAAUUCCGUGCUGUGCGGGACAUCUCUGUGGCCCCCCUGAAUGCAGAUGAUCAAACACUCCUUGAACAGAUGAUGGACCAAGAGGAUGGGGUGCGAAACCGCCAGAAGAAUCGGUCAUGGAAGUACAACCAGAGCAUAUCCCUGCGCAGGCCUCGCCUUGCUUCUCAGUCCAAGGCCCGUGACACUAAGGUAUUGAUAGAAGACACAGAUGACGAAGCUAACACUUGAAUUCUCUGAAGUCUAGAUUAACAUCCUUGUUUUUCCUACUCUACGAUUCUUUCCUCGACCAACGCAACCUCCAGUACCUUUUUCCAGCUGAAAACAGGAGAAAACAUAUAACACAUUUUCCGAGCUCUUCCAGAUCGGAUCCUAUGGACUCCAAACAAGCUCACUGUGUUUCUUUUCUUUUCUUCUGGUUUAAUCUUAAUUUUCUAUUUUUAAAACAAAUACUUCAUUUGCCAAUCAGAGGAUGUUUUAAGGAACAAAAACAUACUAUCUUAUGGAUUGUUUACAAUCACAAAGACACAGAUACCUAUCAGGAUGAAGAACAGGCAUUGAAAGGACCCUCUGAUGGGACGGCACCAAGAUAACUUGGCUUCUGCUUGGCACGGUUUUGACUGGUUGAAACCGGGCAUUGGUUUUUAAAUUUUUUGUCGGUUUAUGUGGAGAAUUUUUUCCUUUUGUUCAUACCCAGCGCAGAAGCACUGGCCGCACUUGCAGGAAAAGUGCAACUUAGAGCAGUACCUUCAUUCACGAAGCUACUUUUUAAUUUGAUGUAACUUUUCUUAUUUGGCGGAGGGUUGCUGGGUGGGUGGGAAAUAUGAUGUAUUUGUUACAUAUAGUUUUCUCAUUAUUUAUGAAAUUUAACCAUAAAAGAAUGAUAUUACUCCUGUGUAAUGAAGGUGACAUCCAUGAACAAAGGCAGGAGAAGCUACGGUGGCAUUUGGAGGGUCGGGUCACAUGCCUCUUUCAGGAGACAACUUGUACCAGUUUGGCUUUUCCUCUCUCUUUUUAAUUUUAAGCCAAAGUUUUAUUGCUGAAUUUUAAGUUGCUGCUGCUUUAGAGUCCUGAGCAUCUGUCAUAGCAAGACAUCCCAUAUAUUUCUUCACCAGUAGAAGUUCGUGUAAGAGGGCUGAUGGUUCUAUUUUAGGAACAGGUGUGGAGUGCAUUUGCCCCUAUUCCAGUCACAACAGCAAAGUUUUGUGUGUGCCCUAUUCCAGUCACAACAGGAAAGUUUUGCCGUGUGCUUCUGUGUGGGGGGAGCUGUAGGGUCACCUUUACUGACUCCAAGUUGACAGACCUACUUCAGAGACUCCUCAUACCCUUAUUCGAUAUUUUCCCUCUGGUCUCAUCCACUUUAACCAGAAUUUGAUCAAAUUCAGAGUCUGUUGUAGGGAAAUCAUAUUUUUGAGCGUAUAGAACAAACCACCCUCCUUCACACUGUAUUGACACAAAAGACCUUGGCAGCCAUCUUUAAACCCAGCAGUAUUAAAAGGUGAACAUUGGGUUUCAUGACCUCCCAUGAUAGAAACCUGCCUUUCAGUUUGGGGGCCUCUAAACCUGGUCAUACAUAAAAACUACAUUUCUUAGAAAAAUGAGACCAUUAUACCCAUUUUCACGUCUUUAUUUCAUUCCUAUGUUCUCUAGAAAAAAACUAAAAAAAACCCAGCAUUUUACUUUCUUGAAUAUGGUUGGCAUUAAAUCUAGCAUUUCAGGAUUGGGGGUCAUGGUAGUAGUAACUGCCUAGCAUUCUCGAGACCCUGGGUUUGAUCUCCAACACUGGUGGGGUAAAACAUUUCAUUAAGAAAAUAAUAUAAGUAUCAGGAAAAAUUAAAGUGUGUUUCAAAGCCCCCUGAAGUGGCUCAGGAGAUUCAUGAGAGUCAGUGUACUUCUGUCGCUUUAAGGUUAGUUCUAGACAAAGGAGCAACUAGGUGAGAAGGCAGCAGUGAACACUAACAUUCACUUUCUUUUAAAAGCAUGCUUGCAGGCCCUUAAUUCACCCCCUUUGUUAUCAGACUUUCUCCAUGUAUCACACAUAACCAUUACUCAUUAAAGUUACCAUCACUACUAAAAUUCGACCAAUUAACUGAUGUCAGUUUUCUUUUAAAAGAAGUUCCUUCCAUCUUUAUUCUAGCAAGUUCCUAAUUUUCCUCCCUUUCUGAGCUGAGAUUUCCCAUUACUCAUACAACAUUGUUGCUUCUGUUGUUUUUGUGUGUUUUGCCAGGUAUGUCCCCUGGCCCCAAACUAAAAAUGAAACAUUUACUUUAAAAAGAAAACUUUCAAUAAACUGUGCCCUUUAUAGUAAUAAGUGGUAACAGUUUAGUGACCCUUGGUAGAUUGGAGGUUGCAUUAUUUCUGUUUAGGAAUUUUUUUUCCUAAUUAAUCUGGCUUUUUAACGCUUCAAAAUCCUGGGGAGAGAUUUCAUUGGCCCGUGAAGCGGUAGCAGCAGUAUUACUGAGCACAUAGAACAGUCCAAUGGCUGAUCAUUUCUUGUACAACCAAAACCUUUAGUACUGUGCAUCCAGAGCCAUUUGAAUCAUCAGCUUCAUUUAUGACAACACACACAAACUCAUAGCUGACUUCUGGUAUUUCAACUCCUCAGUGUUUUUAUAUCAGUUAUCAUAGGGUCAUUUGGUCUUUUUCUGUCUGUUAGGAUUCCAGUCCCCAAUCAAUAUUAUUGCUUUCAUAGAUGAUUCAGCAAUAGAAUGUAUUCCUUUUCUGACACAUUUAGCCUGUUGACUACCCAAAACAGGCUUAUGCACUGUCAACUCUUAAAAAAAUUUCUUCACCAAAAGAAUUUGGGAAACAAAAUACAUAUUUAAAUUUUUCCUAUGACAAAAACAGUGUGCAUUUUUCUCUCUAGUUCAUCUGCCACAGUCAUGGUAAACAUUGUGUUCUACCUAAGGUUUUAUUGGAUAAUCCUGUACACUGAAACUCUCAAUAGAAGUCUUAGAAGUGAAUAAAUACCAUGGAGUCAUUUUGUAGUCUAACCAAAGGUGAAACUGCAUCAGAUUGUAUGUAGCUUUAGAACUCGUUUGUUUUAUAUGAGAACCACUUAAUUUUUAAUAUUAGCUAAAAUAUUACCCCCAAAGGAAUAAAAAAGAAGUAUAAGCAAAAGAGUAAAAACCCAUUUUUCAUUUUAUGAUAACGUGGGAAGCAAUGAGGAACAAAGGUUUUGGGAAACAAAGGGAAGUUGCUUGUGCACAAUGAGUGCCUAUAUUUCAGGCCGCCAUGCCCUUACAGUGAGAAUUGAUGGUUCCUAUCUCACAGAGAGAACUUGCUUGAAGAUUAAGUUGUCAGUAGUUGGGUUAUAAUGGUCAUUUGUACGAUUAGUGGCCUUCUGUCUCCAGGACUACAUUGAGGGACACAGUGUGAAGGAAGACUACAGUAAUUCAGCAGGAACCCUUAGAGAAGAGAAAUAUGGCCCCGCCCCUAGGAGCCAUGGCUCCCCAACAUUCUGAGCCAGAUUUCUACAGUGUGAGCUGAGUCUUACCAGAAAGACUUUGUUAAUAGGUGGUGUUUUUCCACUCUGGUCCCCUCAUUUCUGAACAUUCGCGCUGAGGCAAGAUGAGGGCAGACCCGAGUCUUAGAAGACAGAUGAGCAGUUAGCUGAAAAGUAUUGAAACAAUUUUGGAGAUCUAGAGAAGAUGCUGGGCCUCAGCAGCAGGAACUGAGUGCAGCCUGUGACCUUGGGCACAGGCCUCUCCAUCCCUCAUUGCCUUUAUUUUCCUGUCAUUUUUUCUUCUUACCUUGCAUUAUUCAAGAAAUAGUUCUUUAUUUCCAAAUUCUAUUUUCUAAGAAAUGAGUACAAAGAUUUCUAACUCUUAAGAAGAAUUUCGGAACCCUCUCUCUAACUUAUUUAAAGUUUGGGGAUUCUCUGAAGUGAUUACACUACUUCAUAAAUACAUUUUAGGUUAUUCUUUUAAGAGUUUAACAAAAUUUGCCUAACUCACAAAACAAGUACUUCUUUCUAUAAAUAAUAUAUUCAGAUUUCUAAAAUUAAGGUGACUUUUUAAAAAAUUUUUAUUUUUAUUUUAUGUGUAUGUGUGUAUUGCCUGCAUGUAGGUAAGUACACCCGUGUUGUGCAGUGCCCUCAGAGGUCAGAAGAGGCUGUCGGAUCCCCUGGGACUGGAGUUACGGAUGGUUGUUAGCGUCCUUGUGGGUGUUGGGAUUUGAACCCGGGUCUUCUGCAAGAACAACCAGUGUUCUUAACUGCUGAGCCAUCUCUCUAGCCCCUAAGAUAACUUCUUAGAUUAAGAAAUAAUCAUGUUAGAGCUAUGGCUCUGUCAACCAUAGAAACCACCAUUCUUUUCUUGAGUCAAAUAAGCCAGUAUCAUUACUGGCCAGGUGAAAAUAGAAAUUCUCAUUAAACUUUUGGAAAAGGUUCAUUUGUUUUCUGGUUGGUCUAAUUAGUUUUCACUGGCCAUUCACAAAUACUUGUACAUUUCUGCAUUACAAAUAUCAGUCAUGAUUCUAAAUCUUAAAAGCUCCCAAGUUUCUGCCUCAUUUGAAAUUUAGACAAUGUCAGAACACCUGGUAAUGUGGGAUAGAAUUGAUUUGAUUAUAGCACAAGUUUGUGUUAUUCAGUGUUACAAAUCAACCCUCUAGCCAGCAUUAACCACACUGCUCAGUAAAUACUGGAAUAAAAGCAUCCCUUAGGUUUGGAUGCUGAAGUUGAAUGAUACAAGAAGUUUGCCUGGUAAGGAGGAGUGCCACUGAUGGGUACAGCUGCCAAAGCCCUUCUUACACAAACUGUCAAAACUAAUGCUGAGUUGCCCCUUAGAAACAGCCUUCAGAGUAUAUUUUCUUAUGGUGGAAGAGGAAGUUCAAGGGCCAAGAUGAGUUUCUGCUGAAAUGGGGAGAAUCCUAUCAAUUUCCAACUGAAUGUUUCCUUGUAGCAGACCUUUGGUUUAUUUUAUUACUAAAUGCCACCUUCAGUUUUCUGGAUGGUGCCAUCCACCUGUGGAGGACAAUCAACCUAUUGUUUGCCUUGGAUUCAGUGUCUUGAUUGGGUCUCAUCUUGUGGACAUUUGGACUUGGCUGUACUGUAUUCCUUUCACUGGUACCAUUGAGAGUCAGAGGGCUGACCGAAGCUCUACCAGAAGGUGGACUUCCAAGAAACCGAGGAUCCUGUCUCUGUCUCUUGAAUUAUAUCUGAAGCUCCUGCCUGCACUUCCCCCAUUGUCCAUGGCACUGCCAGCGUGGUAUGGAUAGGGAGAAGGAUUGUGGGACAUCCCAGAGGAGUAAUUGUGACAUUGUUACGGUUUUGAACUGUUAAGGUAAAAUUAUGAGCCACUCCUAUUUCAGUUGCAAAAAACAAAAUCCUUGAAGCUUUGCUACAUUGUGAAGAUUGAUUUUGUGCUGUUUUCUGGAUUAGCACAGAAGCUUGUAUCCAUGAAGUGAAUUUAGGAGGGGAAUGGGGUGAAACUUGUUUUCUUUUCAAACCCUCUCCCACUACUGUGUUUCCCAUGCACACACACCCUUCUCCACACUGUGUUGGUCAAAUGAUGCUAUUCUAUGAAUCCCUGAGCUAUAGUUGUCAAAAGUAACUAUGGAUUGUGAUUAGUCCUCUGUGGGUGAUCCUUUCCCUGUUCUCCCUUGCUUUCUUUCCUACUCUCCACUCUGGUAAAUGGAAAAGGUGACGUCAAAGAAUCAGUGUUUGCUUGGACUCAUGUCGUGUCUGUGACUAUGCUAUUAGCUGUCUCCCUUUUCCUUCUUCUAUGGGUAGAAUUCUAAUGACAUGUGGAGCUCCCUUCUGGAUAAGUAGGUUUAAAUGCACAAUGUGGUACUGUUCUAUAGUUCCUAGAUGGUUGUAAAAAGCAAAAAGUUAAUGUGGUUAUGUGUUUUUAAAAGAAAAUAAGUGAUUGGUUACAAAACUGUCCUUUUUUCAUUAUUACAAGCUCUUUUCCAACA